Messenger RNA from Notodromas monacha, 1116 nucleotides. NCBI's taxonomy places the organism in Eukaryota, Metazoa, Arthropoda, Ostracoda, Podocopida, Cyprididae. The record is from the annotation of a GenBank genome assembly.
AUGGAACUUCACUCCGCGGAUUUGAAUAGACCCGCCGGACGGCAUAGUGCACACUGGAGUACACCCUGCCUAGGUAGGGUGUACUCCUGGAGUGCAUCCUGCCUAGGCAGGGUGCACUCCUGGAGUACGAUUUUGGGGGAGUACGCUGUGCCGCCCACACCGGGUCCGUUCCUCAACGGGAUCAAGUGGGACGUGAACAUUUUCGAUGACACCGUGUUCCAACCGUACCCGAGGACCCAGGCUGAGGCCGAGAGUCAGGGUUUCACCCAAAUCGGAUCCGGAACCUGCGAGGAGGGAUUCGCUGGGCACAGGUACGCGCUCAACGGGGAUUACUCAGUCAUCGUCGUCUACGAUGUCAAUGGGUACAUCGCUGGAAUUCAGAACGCCAUAAGUCAAGCGGAUGCUGAGGCCAACUCAGGAGGGUUCCCCUUCGAGGCUCAGCCGGCUUUCCGUCCCGACAACAUCGACGGUGUCGAUUACUGGGUUCUAACUGCCUACUUCGUCGACCCCGCUCAAGUUUGCGUCGGAAGAACGUCCGAAGAGUUCGAUGAAUUCGGCACAGGAACCGGACUCUUCAUCGUAACCGGACCCGGCGCCAUGGAUUACGACGCAAUUCCCUCCAAGCAGGAAGAUGCGGAGCUCUCGGAAUGGGUCUAUGGACGUUGCUUCGUCUCCAUGGGUGAGUGGACCAUAGUUGGCACCCAGCAAUGGCUCUUUGGGGCACCACGGUGCCCCAAAGCUGUCAUCGCACCAGACACUUUCAAGUACGCCCGGGAACGGCGCCUGCCAAAAACGCCAGCAUCAUCUGCUCAAGUUUGCGUCGGAAGAACGUCCGAAGAGUUCGAUGAAUUCGGCACAGGAACCGGACUCUUCAUCGUAACCGGACCCGGCGCCAUGGAUUACGACGCAAUUCCCUCCAAGCAGGAAGAUGCGGAGCUCUCGGAAUGGGUCUAUGGACGUUGCUUCGUCUCCAUGGGUGAGUGGACCAUAGUUGGCACCCAGCAAUGGCUCUUUGGGGCACCACGGUGCCCCAAAGCUGUCAUCGCACCAGACACUUUCAAGUACGCCCGGGAACGGCGCCUGCCAAAAACGCCAGCAUCAUCUGGUCUGGAUUAG